AUGCCGGUCGGUGAGGUUACGAUCACUCUUGAGGACAUUGCCACACUGAGCGGUCUACCAAUUGACGGUGAGGCCGUCAUAGUAGACGUACCAGAUCGUGAGUGGUCGGAGACAUGUACCAGACUCUUAGGACAUGCUCCUAACGAUAUUAGCGGGGGUGUCGUUAGGAUUAGUUGGCUUAGGGAGCAUUUCAACAAUCUGCCGCCAAAUGCAUCAUCAGAGAUUACAGGGCAGUUUGCACGAGCAUAUGCCCUAUCUUUGAUGGGGUUUAUGUUGUUCCCCGAUCGGACUGAAGCUACAGUUCAUCUGCAGUAUCUGCUCCUGUUGGAGAAUUGGCGGACCGUUGGAGGCUAG
Linum tenue is the source of this 354-nucleotide messenger RNA. The record is from the annotation of a GenBank genome assembly. NCBI's taxonomy places the organism in Eukaryota, Viridiplantae, Streptophyta, Magnoliopsida, Malpighiales, Linaceae.